CAAGCCUCGGUUUGGUACCCGGAAGAAUCCGUGGGCGUGCGGGGAGUUUGUAGACCGGGACUACGCGUGAGAAACAAUUUAGGACGGCUGGGAGUCAUCAUAGCAAGGUGUUUGCGCAUUACCAAUUGUUGCAGAUCUGACCUGGUAAUCUGCUUCCAGAAGAAUGCUUGCAGGACUGUGUGUACGUCAUUGGUCCCAUUCUACUUUACUACCGCUCAGAUCAAUAAUUUCUCUGAGUCCUAUGUUCAGAUGUCCAAUUUCUGGUCGUCUUAGCAGAACUAUCAACACAUCGUCUCAAUUAAACGUGGCCCAAAAGUCCGGCUCCGCACGGCCUGCUGUCUCUCUGCGUGCCAGGCUAGCGGUGAGCUGCGUUAUUGGCGGAGGUGCUUUGGGAGUAUGGCUCUAUCUACGAUUUGAGAAGCAGAAGCAACAGAAGCUGCAGCGUAUUCAGCAACUUCAGACUCUGGCUGUAGGACAGGGUGACUUCAAUCUGGUAAACCACAUGGGCCAACCAUGCUCCAAAAAGGAUUUAAGAGGAAACUGGGUACUACUGUAUUUUGGGUUUACACACUGUCCUGAUAUAUGUCCAGACGAGCUGGAAAAGCUAAGCUCUGCAGUGUCCCUUCUCGAUAAGGACCCCAGUCUUCCACCUGUUUUGCCUGUGUUUAUUUCCGUUGAUCCAGAGCGUGACACGGUCACAACCCUUGCAAAGUAUUUAAGUGAAUUUCACCCACGUAUUUUAGGGCUCACAGGGACUCCUGAGCAGAUAAAAGACGUUGCACAGGCAUAUCGGGUUUAUUACAGCGCAGGACCAGCUGACGAGGACAAUGAUUAUAUUGUGGAUCAUACAAUCAUCAUAUACCUGUUGAACCCUGAUGGAUUGUUCACAGAUUACUACAACCGUGGCAAGACACAACAAGAAAUAGCAGACAGUGUAAAGCGCCACAUGCUGACAUAUACUUCAGUAUUUAGCUGAGACUAGACUCAAACUUAACUUAACAAAUGGGGUGGAUCUACCUAGCUUUAUAUGUUUGACAUGGAAUACAGGAAAUGUUUGUAGUGAAAUCCUACCGAUAUUUUCUCAUCAACAAAAAAAAAAAUUGAUUGCGUUGUUUUUUAAUAUGCAUUAACAUGCCUGUUAGUAUGUGCACUAGUAAAACAACUAUUGUCAAUGUAA
This is a messenger RNA of Spea bombifrons (plains spadefoot toad), 1177 nucleotides long. RefSeq names its product protein SCO2 homolog, mitochondrial (gene SCO2). Lineage: Eukaryota; Metazoa; Chordata; Amphibia; Anura; Pelobatidae. Gene Ontology annotation, biological process: intracellular copper ion homeostasis; mitochondrial respiratory chain complex IV assembly. Gene Ontology annotation, molecular function: copper ion binding; copper chaperone activity. Gene Ontology annotation, cellular component: mitochondrial inner membrane. The transcript has 3 exons. The record is from RefSeq and is a predicted model, not a curated record. Bases 164 to 976 code for a protein of 270 amino acids.